Molecule: messenger RNA, 1975 nt
Organism: Dioscorea cayenensis subsp. rotundata (Guinea yam)
Lineage: Eukaryota; Viridiplantae; Streptophyta; Magnoliopsida; Dioscoreales; Dioscoreaceae
Product: glucan endo-1,3-beta-glucosidase 13-like
Exons: 4
Coding region: 665-1486 (273 amino acids)
Source: RefSeq, a predicted model, not a curated record
GAUCAUGUAAAACUUAGAUCACAUGCAAUCCCACUGGAUCUUUAGUUAAGCAACUUAAACCAUAACCUUCAACUUAGACCUUAUUAGUACAAAAAUAACAAAAGAAGAUCACCUAGCUAGGAGAGGCAGAGAGAGAGAUCACACACUCUUUAGCCACCUUUUUCUUUUCAUAUAGACUAGUCCUAUAAAAAAACAAAGAAAAGGAUCAAGUGAGAGAGAUAGAGGUUCCCACCACCAUAUUCCACACUAAGAUCAUCAUGAUUAAGAACAUCAUUAGCCAAACAGCACAAGGCUUGAAUCCCAAACCACCACCUUUCUUUUGUUCACAUCUUCUACUAUACUAUAACUUUUUUUUUUUCCUCCCAACACCCUGCUUUCUGUCUUUUUACCUCCUUCUCUUGCUUGCAAACCCAACACUCCCAUCCUCUUCUCCCAAGUUUCCUCUUAUUCCCUCCUUUCUUCUGUUAAGGAAGGAAGCUCUGAUUCCCCCUACAUCCAUAAAUUAUCAAUUGUGAACCAAGAUAAAAUCCUCCUCUUUCCAAAGCUCACUCAAGUUCAAAUUUAAAGACACAACUUAGAGAGAAACACAAGUUGAAAGAAAGGAAGAAAACAGAGAAACUAGAGUUCUCUGAACCACAAGGAAGCAGUUGUUUGUUGUUGAGAGAUGGGUAGGAGGGCAAGGGGAAUACAGUACCUCCUCAUCUUCCUCUCUGGUCUUCUCUUGUGUUCUGGAACAUUGGAUGAGAGCCACAAUCCAUCUUCUUCACCAGCAUUGAACCAUAAAGAGAAAGAGAUUUCUGAAGGAAGUACAGAGGCAUCUUCUAGCAGAAUGCUAUUGCAAUCAUCAAGCAAAUUGCCUCGGCGUGAUGUGAUCACCCCAAUUCCAACAGUUCCGGUCAUCAAUCCGACGACACCAACAGUGUCUACUCCUCCAUAUAAUCCAUAUACAAGUCCAGCCAAUCCUACAACUCCGAUAAUGACACCAAUAACCAAUCCAUUGACUCCAACACUGCCUACCCCGACCUCAUCAACACCAUCAUCAUCAUCAGGGCAGAGCUGGUGUGUAGCAAGUUCAACUGCAUCACAGACUGCUCUGCAGGUGGCUCUAGACUAUGCCUGUGGAUAUGGAGGAGCAGACUGCUCUGCCAUUCAGCAGGGAGGAAGUUGCUUCAGUCCUGAUACUCUUCAUGAUCACGCAUCGUAUGCUUUCAAUAACUACUAUCAGAAGAACCCAAUCCCGACUAGCUGUGAUUUCGGCGGCACUGCCAUAAUCACAAACACUGACCCAAGUUCAUCAUCAUGUCAAUAUCCAUCAACAAGCACAAGCUCAUCUAUUCUCAACACAACCAAUCCAACAGGAUCCACAGUAUUUGGAUCAGUCCCUCCCAGUUCAAGCAGAGCAACAACUUUAUCGACAGCAGCACCACUGUUCCUCACAGCAAUGUGCCUCAUGAUGCCAUUGAUCUCUUCAAAUGCCUACAAGUAGCCAUAACAAAGAUUUUUGCUACGAGUAAACAUUAGAAAAGCUUGAUGGCUGCCGUCACCACUACUACUAGAACACUAUGGUUCAUAUCAUCAUCAGGGUGUAGAACCAGAGCCAAUCAAGGAAAGAGGUUGCACUACAUACACAAUUCUGCUUGCUAGCCAUUGAUAUUGAUGAGUCCCUACUACUCUCAUCACUCAGCCAGAUAGUGAUUAUAGGUCAACAUUAGUAGAUAAUGUCAGAAUUAUCUAUACUAGAAUAAAAUUUUUCUAUCUUUUUUGCUAUUGUUAUAUCUGCUCGUGUAAUUCAUUCCAGUGAUUAUUUUUUAUCUAUAGUUUAUAACGUGUUACAGGAAGACAACAUAACAAAUGAUGUAGGAACUGCUCGUCACUCACGUUCUCAAAAAUUAUGUAUAAUUCCUACAACUAGGUAAUAAGUAAAAAAACAAAAAAUACUGAGAAACAUAAACAAAUUCAUACUUUUCAAAGGUGU